Neltuma alba is the source of this 1256-nucleotide messenger RNA. RefSeq names its product guanine nucleotide-binding protein subunit beta-like protein. The coding region runs from base 63 to 1034 and encodes 323 amino acids. Lineage: Eukaryota; Viridiplantae; Streptophyta; Magnoliopsida; Fabales; Fabaceae. The record is from RefSeq and is a predicted model, not a curated record. The transcript has 2 exons. Gene Ontology annotation, molecular function: ribosome binding; protein binding; translation regulator activity.
GCGCUAGAGGCGCAAACCCAAGAAAGAGCAGAGAAGUGAGUGAGUGCCGAGAAACUCAGAAAAUGGCUGAAGGGCUUGUUCUCCGAGGCACCAUGCGUGCCCAUACCGACAUGGUCACCGCCAUUGCCACCCCAAUCGACAAUUCUGGUAUGAUUGUUUCAUCUUCCCGCGAUAAAUCAAUCAUUUUGUGGCAUCUUACCAAGGAGGAGAAGACUUACGGUGUUCCUCGCCGCAGGCUCACCGGCCACGGCCACUUCGUUCAGGAUGUUGUUCUCUCUUCCGACGGCCAGUUCGCGCUCUCCGGCUCCUGGGACGGCGAGCUCAGGCUCUGGGACUUGACCGCUGGUGUCUCCGCCCGCCGAUUUGUGGGCCACACCAAGGAUGUGCUCUCUGUCGCCUUCUCAAUUGACAAUCGUCAGAUCAUGUCGGCUUCUCGUGACCGCACAAUUAAGCUCUGGAAUACUCUUGGCGAGUGCAAGUACACCAUCCAGGACAGUGAUGCCCACUCUGAUUGGGUCAGUUGUGUUCGUUUCAGCCCAAGUACGCUCCAACCAACUAUUGUUUCUGCCUCGUGGGACCGAACCGUGAAGGUUUGGAACUUGACUAACUGUAAGUUGAGGAACACUCUUGCUGGCCACACCGGCUAUGUCAACACGGUGGCGGUUUCUCCUGAUGGCUCGCUGUGCGCUAGUGGCGGCAAAGAUGGAGUGAUUUUGCUUUGGGAUUUGGCUGAGGGGAAGAGGCUGUACUCCCUUGAUGCUGGUGCUAUCAUCCAUGCUCUCUGCUUCAGUCCUAACAGGUACUGGCUCUGUGCGGCUACAGAACAGAGCAUUAAGAUCUGGGAUUUGGAGAGCAAGAGCAUUGUUGAGGAUUUGAGGGUUGACCUGAAAACUGAAGCUGAAACGGCUGAAUUCACCAACACCAAGAAGAAGGUUAUCUACUGCACUUGUUUGAGCUGGAGUGCUGAUGGAAGCACGUUGUUCAGUGGCUACACUGACGGUGUGAUCCGAGUCUGGGGAAUCGGACGUCAGUAGGAAAGCCCAUCAGGAAAAACUAUGAAAUGCUAGCCUGUUUGAAAUUGAGAAGAAAAUGAGUGAUUUCUAAUCUAGAUAAAGUCCAAAAAGUUUUAGGUUGUUCCUUUGUGGGUUCAAUUUGUAUGUUGAAGAUAAUGGCCUUGAGGCGGCCUUUUAUUUUUGUUUAAAUAUUCACCUUGGUUACCAUUUGUUAUAAGAUUUUGCUUCAUUAUCUUGUGUUCA